AUGGAGGCGCGGGAGGCGAGCGCGGCGGCGGCGCCCAACGGCUCGCACAACGCCUCCGACGGCGACAGCGACGGCAACCCCUUCGUGCAGCCGGCCUGGCAGGUCGCGCUGUGGUCGGCGGCGUACGCGCUGAUCGUGCUGGUCUCGGUGGUGGGCAACCUGGUGGUGAUCUGGAUCGUGCUGGCCCACAAGCGGAUGCGCACCGUCACCAACUAUUUCCUGGUCAACCUGGCCUUCUCCGAGGCCGCCAUGGCCGCCUUCAACACGCUGGUCAACUUCACCUACGCCGUGCACAACGUCUGGUACUACGGGCUGGCCUACUGCCGCUUCCAGAACUUCUUCCCGGUAGCCUCCGUCUUCGCCAGCAUCUACUCCAUGACGGCCAUCGCCGUGGACAG
Molecule: messenger RNA, 398 nt
Organism: Python bivittatus (Burmese python)
Lineage: Eukaryota; Metazoa; Chordata; Lepidosauria; Squamata; Pythonidae
Source: RefSeq, a predicted model, not a curated record